Ipomoea triloba (trilobed morning glory) is the source of this 1618-nucleotide messenger RNA. Its product is annotated as probable serine/threonine-protein kinase PBL7. The coding region runs from base 134 to 1261 and encodes 375 amino acids. The transcript has 5 exons. Gene Ontology annotation, molecular function: ATP binding; protein kinase activity. Gene Ontology annotation, biological process: protein phosphorylation. Lineage: Eukaryota; Viridiplantae; Streptophyta; Magnoliopsida; Solanales; Convolvulaceae. The record is from RefSeq and is a predicted model, not a curated record.
GCACUUUAGCGAAUUUUUAUAGUUUUUUUUUUUUUUUUUUUUUCUUUUCUCUUCCUCAACGGAAGGGAAGGAGACCAAACAGAAUUCCAGGCAGAGAGAGAGAGAGAGAGAGAGAGAGAGAGAGAGGGUAGUCAUGGGCUGUUUCAGGAAAUCAAAGAAGAAGGCGGGGCAGCAGCAAAACAAGAAGUCUGAUGAUCAGAUCCCAUCAACACUAGGUUUUGUUUAUCAGUUUAUAUAUAAACAAAAGCUAAAUCUAUCUCUGGAUGAAAAGAAGGAAGCUCCAGGAAAUGGAGAUGCUGGUCAUAUUGCAGCCCAUACAUUCACAUUUCGUGAAUUAGCUGCUGCAACCAAGAAUUUUAGGGUAGACUGUCUGUUAGGUGAAGGGGGCUUCGGCAGAGUAUACAAAGGCCAAUUACAGAGUACGAGUCAGAUUGUGGCUAUCAAGCAACUGGAUCGAGAUGGAUUACAAGGAAACAGGGAAUUUCUUGUCGAGGUAUUGAUGCUAAGCCUGCUUCACCACCCAAAUUUAGUCAACUUGAUCGGAUAUUGUGCUGAUGGAGACCAAAGACUUUUGGUUUAUGAAUACAUGCCAUUGGGGUCACUGGAGGACCAUCUGCAUGAUCUUUCGCCUGACAAAAAGAUACUCGAAUGGAAUACAAGAAUGAGAAUAGCUGCUGGUGCUGCAAAGGGCUUGGAGUAUCUGCACGAUAAAGCGAAUCCUCCUGUAAUAUAUCGAGAUUUGAAAUGUUCGAAUAUUUUACUUGAUGAAGAAUACAACCCCAAGUUAUCUGAUUUUGGGCUGGCCAAAUUGGGCCCUAUUGGCGAUAACACCCAUGUUUCGACCCGAGUAAUGGGAACUUACGGUUAUUGCGCUCCAGAAUAUGCAAUGACUGGGCAGCUUACACUGAAGUCCGAUGUUUACAGUUUCGGGGUCGUUCUUCUAGAGAUUAUUACUGGCAGAAAGGCAAUUGACCCUUUAAGAGUUGCGGAAGAACAGAAUCUGGUUGCAUGGGCUCGGCCAUUGUUCAAAGACCGAAGGAAGUUCUCCCAUAUGGCUGAUCCUACGCUUCAAGGUCAGUACCCUAUGAGGGGCAUGUAUCAAGCGCUCGCUGUUGCUGCGAUGUGUGUCCACGAGCAACCCAACAUGCGACCUCUUAUAGCCGAUGUAGUUACAGCGCUAAAUUAUCUUGCUUCCCAGAAGUAUGGCUCCGAUACCCACCCGGUCCAAAAGCCUUGGUUCGGCUCUUCCACCACAAGAUAGAGGAGGGAGCAACGAUGAUAGCGACAUUUGAGGUACACAAACUUAGUUUGAGCAUUAUUGUAGUACUUUCAGAGGUACUGCUUGAGGAUUAUGUAUGAGCGUAGGUGGAAGGAACUCUAGUUGUCCUGCUGGUGGUCUUGAGGAUGACUUCUCUAUAAUUUUCUGUGCAUAGAUUAUUAUGCUGUGCUUAAAUUUUCGACUUUUAAAUUCUUUUUGUUCUCUUAAGAAAGAAAAGUGAAAAGAAAAGAAAAGAAAGAAAGAAAAAAGUUGGUUUAGCUUUCCUCCCUUUUAUUAAGAUUAAGGAUUCUUGUUUCAUUCAUACCUUUGCUAUGAAUUAUGUAAAUUUCUUACUUUUUU